Triticum urartu is the source of this 601-nucleotide messenger RNA. Its product is annotated as pectinesterase inhibitor 12-like. The record is from RefSeq and is a predicted model, not a curated record. Lineage: Eukaryota; Viridiplantae; Streptophyta; Magnoliopsida; Poales; Poaceae. Gene Ontology annotation, molecular function: enzyme inhibitor activity.
UAAUUUUAACAAGUUAUUUUUGGCAAACAAGAAGACUUCUGAAUCAAUGAAGACAGCGACGACGAUGACGACGGCUCUCGCCACCAUGCUGGCGGUGGUGGCCUUGAUCCUAAGCCCCCGCACCGUCGACGCGGCGGUGGCGGACACGUGCAAGGCGGCCGCAGCCAGCGACGUGCGCGUCAACGUGGAGCUGUGCAUGUCAAAGCUCGGCAGCCACCGCGACAGCCUCGAGGCGGCGGACGCCCGGGGCCUGGCCAAGGUGGCCUCGCUCGUCGGCGUCGACAACGCCAACCUCGCCGCCGCCGACGUCAAGGCCCAGGAGGCCGCCGACCCCAAUGUGCGCAUGAAGCCGGCGCUCGCCAAGUGCGCCACGCUCUACAAGGACGUGGGCAUGUGCUUCGCCAACGCGCACGACCAGAUCAACAACCACGCCUACCCCGCAGCCAAGCAGAGGCUCGACGAGGCCCUGGCGCAGACGCAGCUGUGCAACGCCGCGUUCGCGACCGCCGGCGUGACCCUGCCUCAGCCGCUGGCACUGCACACCGUGGACUGCAUCCAGAUCGCCAUCAUCGCCGGCGCCAUCACCAACCUCAUCAAGUGA